This is a messenger RNA of Oncorhynchus keta (chum salmon), 2517 nucleotides long. RefSeq names its product striated muscle-specific serine/threonine-protein kinase-like. Lineage: Eukaryota; Metazoa; Chordata; Actinopteri; Salmoniformes; Salmonidae. Gene Ontology annotation, molecular function: protein kinase activity. The coding region runs from base 763 to 2517 and encodes 584 amino acids. The record is from RefSeq and is a predicted model, not a curated record. The transcript is spliced from 7 exons.
AUUGGGAAGGAAAAAUAGAAAGAAAACACAGGGAAAGAAAUGUCAACCUACGCUUGCUUCUUCUAAGUACAAUUUUCAGGAGACGCUGAUUCACUCCCACUGCUGCCUCUCUGACUCGCGUUCCUCCUUCUCCUUGUGGUGGGAGACACGGCGUAGGGAAUGCGCUCCUGUCACUGGCUACUGUUGUAAGAGGCAGCUUAUUCUUUCUCAAAAGCUGAUAAUAUUUUGUGCUCUUUUGCCUGUCGACAUAGCAUCUGUGCUUUACAAAGGUGGCAUUCCUUUACUGAGCCACGUGGACCUUCAUGAGGAUCAGUGAGUGAAGGAUGUGAGCUCGCUUACACUCGAACACUCGUCGUAUUGAUUAUGUAAUAAAUCCAAGUGCCUUGAUGUCUGUUUUUUUCUGCACAGCACAUUGGAAAAUCCAAUUGUUGAAUGACAGAUUCCGUUCAUUAAGUUCAAUUCUUGAUUGUUGGAGUACGAUUUCCUAGUCAAGCGUAGUAAGAUGUUAUGUUUUCUACAAGAAUGACCUGGACAUUAUCGUGAGUGUGAUGAGAAAUAUAAAACUGAGACUCAACCAGAAGAAUUGUCAAAGAAAGACCCAUGGCGGCCAUGAAGAAAACCAGGACAAAGAAAUGCCUCCAGGGAACUGGACUCUCAUAGCCGCCAUUUGGAUCAUCCUCUCAUGACUCCGAGACCACGGAAGACGAAGGUGGAGACCACAUUGAGACCAAAGAAGGAAGCAGAGGUAUUCAGAACCAGGCUAUGCAUGCAGGGGACAGAAUGAUGGACAGCUGGGGCAAAGGACUUCAAGACAUCUCCAAGCCCUCCAGGAGCCAAUCUGAAAAUGUUUUGAGGGAAUCCUCCCCACAAGUCCUCCCACCCCUCUCCCCCAGAAUUAUUAAAUGCCCCUCCACUUCUCCAAUGCCAAGCUGCUCUGGAUCAGCCCCUCACACACCCCUCACACCCCGCAAGACACAUUUUGUACCAACCGACUACCAAGACACAAUCCCUGCUGAAUUUGAGGAAAUGUUAAGACAUCCAAAAUUAUCAGCCAUGUCUCAAAGCAGCACCCAGAAUUCCCUUACUCAGACACCUGUCAGUGUCAACGAGUGCUCCCACAAGGAGUACCAGCCUAGGCAGUCCCCAAAACUGACCAGAGCAAGCUCCAAGAUCUUUGAGAAGAUGCGCGGUUUUGAAGAGCGAAGGCGAAGUUAUGACCAUGAAGAUUCCAUCUCGGGAUGGUCCUGGGCCGGGUUCAACUACGCUGAGUCUGUCGACUCAGACGAUGGAGGGAACCGGUUGGGCAUCUCCAGAGGGAGUUCGAGGGAAGACCUACGAGAGGCUCUGAAGGAUGACGCUGCCGAACGGAGGUCCAAUUUCAGACAGAAGGCUGCGUCCUUAGAGGACUGCAGGCCCCGUACCACCCAGAAGGUCGAGGAAUUUGAGAACAAGUUCACUGAAGAGCCUCAACGAAUCAAGAAGCUUCUGGGUAAACCUCACAUGAAGUCCUUCUCCAUCGAGCAGCUUUCGCUCAGGGCAAGAGGCAGGCAGCCUUUGAGGAAGAUUGAGCCCCUCCCACCGCAAAUUCUCCAGAAGCUCCAGGAAAGGGAGCGAGCCCAUCAGGAGGAGCAGAAAGAGACAGAACAGCCUAAAAAGGUGGUGCCAUCAAAAUCACCACGACUGCACAUACAAGCACGGCAGGACCAGCCUUCGCCCCAAACCCACGAAAUUGAGGGCCCCUCCAUGAGUAACAUAACAGUCAGUAGAUUGGGAGAAGUAGCAUUCGCUCCAGAAUCUAUGCAACUGGCUGACUUAUCGAGACAGAGGCCAACAAGACAGGUAAAUCGAGUCAGUCCAAUCAAGGGGAUCCCGCAGAGGUCUCCAUCACCAGUUGUUCAGAGGGUAUGUCAUAUGCAGGAGUCUCAGGACAUCCAAGAAUCUCCUGCCCAAAAGUCCCCAAAGGAAGAAUCGUCAGGAAGAAAAACACCUGUAGAGGUAGCCUUAAGAAAAGUAGAGUAUAAACCAGAAAGUCCAUUGGUACAGAAAAAGCCUACCGUUGUACAAGAGCAUCCAAUACAACCUCCGCAAAAACCUCCAUGGCUGGUUAUCUCUUCAACAAAUAUUCCAGUCUCCCCAUCUGAGGAAAAAAUGGAAGUGGAAUUAACCAAGCCAGCCCCCAAGGUAAUCAUACCUACCAUCAUUGUCAAAGAAGAGCCCAUGGAAGAGGAAGCUCCUCCAGAGACUGCCAAGUCUAAAGAGGUGACCAAUGUGAAAGAAGGCCAAACACAGAAGACCUGGGGGAAGGGUCGCUGCGCUAGGCCCAUGUCUCCAGAGUUAGAUUCUUCAGACGACUCUUACAUGUCUGCUGAAGAGAACCCCUUGGAGGCCCCUAUGUUUGAGUUUCCUCUUAAGGACACUGUGGCAACUGCUGGUACUGAGGUCCUGCUGAGAGUCAUCAUUGCUGGCACUCCUCUCCCAGAAGCUUAUAUUUGUGUCCUGAUCUGUGUCCUUAUCUAG